GGGCGUCACCCCGGCCUUGAACAGCCCAGGUCCACAGGCAUCUCCUCAUGGAAGAAUAAAACCAAAAUACUUGCCUCGAAAUGCAAUCCUACACAUUCACCUUAUAACCCGAGGACUCGACCAGUUAGCCAGCCAGCCAUCCAGCCAUGGCGCCGACCUUUGCGGAUGUUUUGCCAAUCAAACGGCUGUCAUCUCACACAUAUUCUGUGGUACUCGAAGAGGCAUGGGCCAUAGGAGCAGUACCUAAUGGCGGAUAUGUCACGUCAGCGUUUCUCAUGGUGGCGCGGGCGCACAUGAGCGAGACACACUCCAGCCGUAACUCACCACAUCCGGUCAACUUACACCUGGAGUUCCUGCGGCGGACAUCGGCAAGCGAAGCGUUUUUCACAGUCAAGGAUGUCAAACUCGGUGCACGUAUCUCCAACCUCCACAUCACACUGUCGCAACGGCGAGACCCCGAUCAGCCCAAGAUAGAAGAGAAGGUGACGGGCUAUGUGAUGAUGUCAAACAUUGCCACUGAGACGGGGUUGAGUCUACAGACGGAAUACACCUUACAGCCACCGCGGCUACCGACGAAUCUCAAGGUGUUGGCCGACAAGCUCGUCGACGACAACUACGUGGUGCGGGGCAAGGAUCCGUUUGAGGCGUUCCGGCGGGCGGUGGUCAACAUCCAGAUGUUCCUGCUGCGCGCAGACCGGAAGGAGCAUGCACACCUACCUAUCUCGGUGAAUGAUCAAUGGGUGCGGUUUUCGCCGGGUGGCACGCCAAACGGCCGCUGGACAAACGAUGCCCUGGGCUUCCUAGUCGACAUGUUCCCGCAGACGAUCGAGCGGUAUAUCAACGAUGAAGGCGAGAAGGCGGCCAUUGCUGUCGCCACAGGUCAAACAACUCCUGCGACGGCGUCCAAGAUCCCCCCUAAAGCCCCUUACUGGUAUCCGACCCUGGUGCUCAAUCUCGAUGUCAAGAAACUCCUGCCUGAAGAGGGAGUCGAAUGGCUGUUUGUACGUGUGCGAGCCAAGAAGAUUCAGAACGGCCGGUUCGAUCUCGACAUUGAAGUAUGGGACGAGGCGGGCGAUCUCGUCGCGACCAGUGUCCACGCCGCUUUGGUGGUCGAUGCCGCACGGAACCUUGCCGGCAGGACGUCGUCGAGCAAGGCUAAAGGCAAGUCGAAGCUUUAGCAUGCAAUCCUGAUUGGAUGUUGUAUCUGCUGUGAAUAUAUCGGACAUCUAGAAUAUAGACACAUACAGGGUCAGGACCAAGCAAGAAGAUAUGAAGAAAAUUGAAAUUCACGUUUGAUUAUUAUUUUUCUUCUCGUCCGUCUUUCAUUACU
Molecule: messenger RNA, 1330 nt
Organism: Exophiala mesophila
Lineage: Eukaryota; Fungi; Ascomycota; Eurotiomycetes; Chaetothyriales; Herpotrichiellaceae
Exons: 2
Coding region: 147-1178 (343 amino acids)
Source: RefSeq, a predicted model, not a curated record